Sciurus carolinensis (gray squirrel) is the source of this 1661-nucleotide messenger RNA. It is a transcript of the gene Mettl21c, whose product is annotated as methyltransferase 21C, AARS1 lysine. The record is from RefSeq and is a predicted model, not a curated record. Gene Ontology annotation, molecular function: protein-lysine N-methyltransferase activity. The transcript has 7 exons. Gene Ontology annotation, cellular component: cytosol; cytoplasm. The coding region runs from base 172 to 963 and encodes 263 amino acids. Gene Ontology annotation, biological process: peptidyl-lysine methylation. NCBI's taxonomy places the organism in Eukaryota, Metazoa, Chordata, Mammalia, Rodentia, Sciuridae.
CGAGCGUACUAGCUUGUGCUCUGAAGAGAGGUGAGGGCGGUUGGGCGCCGGCGGCGGUGUUUGCUUUCCCGGAGUGAAGAUAGUAGUUGCCUGAAAAGCAAGAAAUUGGGGAAUUGGUCCAUCAUUCCACCAUCUUCAGAAGAAGGUUCCUUUUCCUAGCAGGCUCCAGCUAUGGACGCGUGUCUCAGCUCUGCGAAGCAGUCCCCGUGCCUGGAGGAGGCACCGAGCUCCCCAGGUGGCUGGUUGGAGGCGGAGGAGGGGGAUCUUCAGGAAGAGGGCACCGGGGGAGCCCCAGCAGAUGCUAACGACAUAGAAUCGUCUCUUCGUCGCCUCCAGAAAUUCGUUCCUACAGAUUAUGCCAGCUACACUCAGGAGCAUUACCAGUUUGCUGGCAAGAAGAUCGUCAUCCAAGAGUCCAUCGAGAGCUACGGAGCGGUGGUGUGGCCCGCGGCCACAGCUUUGUGCCAGUAUUUGGAGGAACAUCAAGAGGAGUUGAAUCUCCAAGAUGCCAAAGUACUUGAAAUUGGUGCUGGACCAGGCCUUGUUUCCAUCGUGGCCAGUAUCCUAGGAGCUCAAGUCACAGCAACAGAUUUACCUGAUGUCCUAGGAAACCUUCAAUACAAUCUCUUAAAAAACACCUUGAAAUGCACAGCACAUCUGCCUGAGGUGAAGGAACUGGUGUGGGGGGAAGGCCUGGAGCAGAACUUCCCCAGGGCGGCCCUGCGAUACGACUACGUCCUGGCCUCUGACGUGGUCUACCACCAUUACUUCUUGGACAAGCUGCUCCCCACCAUGGCACACCUUUCCCAGCAGGGGACUGUGGUACUUUGGGCAAACAAGUUCAGGUUCAGCACAGAUUAUGAGUUCUUAGAUAAAUUCAAGCAGGUAUUUGAUACGACUCUUUUAGCUGAAUAUCCAGAGUCCACAGUCAAACUUUUUAAGGGGACACUAAAAUGGGACUAAGUAAAACAGCACGUAUUUCAAAAUGUUAGGAUGUCUUUUGAAUUGGGUUAGAAGUGGCACAGGCAAUGAGACUUUUUUCCUAAGACUGAGGCAGUAGUGCAUGAACACAACGUGUGAACCUAGAAGAGAUGUAACUUAACACUAAAGCAACUUCAAAUACAUUUCAGAUUAUGAGAUAUUUAGAUUAAAAUAUCUACACAGAAAACAGAAAACAUGAAAGUAGCUUUGUUGGCUUUCAAGAGCCUCAAUUUAAGUGUUCAACGAGUCUGACGUGAGUAAGUUAAUGAAGAAGGGGAUUUCUCCCUUAUUUCUGCUGUUGAGCUCAGGUCUCGCUCUUGUCGAUGUACUUUUUCAUAUGCUUUUUGACACUGAGCUUGAAAGGGUCAUUAUAACAGCGUGAAGAAGCUACUUAUACAGAUUUUAAUUGUAGCAAGGGGAAACAAUUUUGAGUGAUAGAAAAUGUAUAGGUUUAACAUUGAUUAAACGCGGAAAACAUAGAAACUGCUGAAAUGAGGAAACAGAUACUGUCUUAGGAAAGUCUGAAGAGAAUUCGUACGACUCCCCUCCCUUCGUGUCUACUACCUGUGACAAUUUCAAGGUGAAUUUCUGGGUUGUCUGGUUUCCUUGUAACUUUAUGAUUAAAGUUCUUAAAAACUAGGAAACAAUGGAAUUUUUGUUCUAAUAAAAAGCAAGCUAUA